ACUCUUACAUGCUUUCCAGUCAAGAGUAAAGAACAUCAACAAACCUUCUCCAAAAUCAUGUCUAUGCGUUUUUCAUCAGGAGGGUCCACCCGCUUCUCCACGUCUGGAGGUGGCGGUGGAGGAGGCGGCCGUAUGGGAGGGAGCAUGCGUGCCGGCAGCAUGUACGGUGGUGCCGGAGGGUCUGGUACCCGUAUUUCCAGUGCCUCUGCUUCACGUUCCUUCUCAUCUGGAGGGGGAUAUGGAGGUGGUUCUGGAUAUGGAGGGGGUGCUGGAUAUGGUGGGGGUGCUGGAUUUGGUGGGGGUGCCGGAUUUGGUGGUGGUGGAUUCAACCUGGAGGAUUCCAUGGAUGUCUCUACAAAUGAGAAAGCCACCAUGCAAAACCUCAAUGACCGUCUGGCAACCUACCUGGAGAAGGUGCGAUCUCUUGAGAAGGCAAAUGCUGACCUUGAGCUGAAGAUCCGUCAGUUCCUGGAGAGCAAGACUACACCUGGUGCUCGUGACUACAGUCACUUCUAUGCUACCAUCAGUGAACUCCAGGGCAAAAUCCAGGAUGCAACUCGUAUAAAUGGAGGAAUCUACCUCAGCAUUGACAAUGCCAAGCUGGCUGCAGAUGACUUUAGGGUCAAAUAUGAGAACGAGCUUAGCAUGAGACAGUCGGUCGAGGCAGACAUUGCUGGUUUGAGAAGAGCGCUGGAUGAGUUGACAAUGGACAGAUCUAAUCUUGAGAUGCAGAUUGAGAGUCUAAAAGAAGAGCUGAUCUUCCUCAAGAAGAACCACGAGGAGGAACUCUUGGCAUCACGCACCCAGAUGGGCGGACAGGUUAACGUGGAGGUCGACGCAGCACCACAGGAAGACCUCGCCAAAGUCAUGGCCGAAAUCCGGGAGCAUUACGAGGGCGUUGCAGCUAAGAACCGCAGAGAGCUAGAGAACUGGUUCCAAGCCAAGUCGGAAGAAAUCAACAAAGAAGUCUCCACAAGCACAGAAGUCAUCCAAACGACAAAAACGGAAUUGACAGAGCUUAAACGCACGCUCCAAGGACUGGAAAUUGAACUACAGUCACAACUCAGUAUGAAAUCGUCAUUAGAAGCCACUCUGGCAGACACGAAGAACCGAUACUCUGCUCAGUUAUCACGCUUACAGAUGCAGGUGACAUCCACGGAAGAGCAGCUGAUUAAACUUCGUUCAGAUCUGGAGCGUCAAAGUCAUGAAUACCAGGUGCUUCUGGACAUCAAGGCCAGACUGGAGAUGGAGAUUGCAGAAUACAGAAGACUCCUGGAUGGAGAAGCUUCUGGAACCUUAACCUCAACAUCAUCAGGAGGGGGCUCAUCAUCGACAUCAACAACAACACGCAAAGUUAUUACCGUUGUAGAAGAGAUGAAGGAUGGAGUGGUCAUCAGCUCGUCCAGCAAGGCUGUGACCGAGAAAAAGUGAGAAAAAGUGUAACAAGAAACAGCACAAAAGCUCUUGAGUGCUUAAAACCAAUAAACCGGUUCCAACGUGCA
Messenger RNA from Misgurnus anguillicaudatus (oriental weatherfish), 1502 nucleotides. Its product is annotated as keratin, type I cytoskeletal 50 kDa. Gene Ontology annotation, cellular component: cytoskeleton. Gene Ontology annotation, molecular function: structural molecule activity. The record is from RefSeq and is a predicted model, not a curated record. NCBI's taxonomy places the organism in Eukaryota, Metazoa, Chordata, Actinopteri, Cypriniformes, Cobitidae.